UGGAAAAUUGAGCAAAUUCGACAUGUCUCAAUUUCUUUCUCCUUUCUUUCCUUUCAUUUUUUCCUCUCUUUCUCCUUGAUUUUUUCUGUGUUUUGUUCCUUGUUCUUUCUCUAUCUCUCACUGUGGGUAUCUCCUAAGCAGCUGGUGAAGAAAUGUCAAGCCUCUGUAUCCAAUGAACAAGACAUUGUUGCCAUCAUCCUCACCUGUGACUCAGGGGCCCCAUUGGUGAGUUCUCUACUCUUCCCUCAUUCUCUGCCCAUCUCUCUCAUGUUGAAUUCUUCUAGAUGUGUCCAUUAGGUGCAGGGGAGGAUAGAGGAAGUGACACAUGGAGAUCCCAUGCUGGCCACUCUUACCCAGGCCCAUUGCCCCUAUUUUUUGAGAAAGAAACCUGAGGGAGAGAUGGCUACAGGAGGGAGACCACAGGAGACACCCAAGAUGCUGGGGGCCCUCUAGCCUCUCUGGCCACUCUCCAGGGCUUUCAGCUGUCUGGAUAGUCUUACCCUGGAGAAGAGUUUGCCUUUCAAAUUCAGUUAGAAAGUAUAUCUCCCAUCACCACAUCCCAGUUGUCCCUACCCCCCCUAGAAGUCUUAGAUCUAAAGGAUGGGAGAAGGACCAGAGAUUGGACGUGAACUAAUCUAGCUCGGAGCUGUUUUAAUUUCCCUUUCUCUAAUCAAUAGUGAUUUAGAGCAUUUAAAAACCUGACUAUAGAUAGUUUUCAUGACUUCAUCUAAAAACUGCCUGCCUUUGACUAUUUAUCAUUUGGAGAUGGACUUGUUUUCUACACAUUUGACUCAUUUCUUGAAGUGUUUCAGCAAUGAGGCCUUUAUUAAGAAACUUGUUGUAAAGGGUUUUCCACAGUUAUAAGUAUUGUGUAUUAACUUCUAUCCUUUUUUUCUCUCCUUUUACCCUACUCUCUUCUCCUUUUAUCCUGUCCAUCCUUAAAAGUGUUUUGCUUCUGACCAGUAUCUUCUCCAACAUGUAGUCCUUUCUAUCAAUUCCACCAUAUCCCCAUCCCCUCCUACUUUCCUGUAGAAGAAGAUAGAUUUCUAUGCCCAGUUGAGUGUGUACAUUGUCUUUGAGCCAACUCCAGUGAAAAUAAGGUUUAAAUGUUCUCCUUUCAACUUCCUUCAUCUUCCCCUCCAAUGAAAACAUUUUCCUGCCUCUUUUGUGUGAGGUAAGUUUACCUAUUCUACCUGCCUCUCUCCUCCAUCUUCUCUCAGUGUAUUCCUUUUCCUCAACAUUUAAUUUUUUCUUUUUCCUUUUUUGGGGCAUCAUGCUAUCCUAUUCAACUCAAACCUGUUUUCUCUGCCCAGAUAUACUCCUUUUAACUGACCUAAAAAUGCAAAAGUUAAUAGGAGUCACCAUUAUCAUUUUUCCUUUUAGUAAUGAAAUAAGUUUAACCUUAUUGAAUUCCUUAUAAUUUCUCUUCCCUUUUUGCCAUUAUAUAUAUAUUUCUUCAACCUUUUAUUUGAGAUUCAGUUUUCUUAUUCUGUUCUGAUCUUUUCAUCAGGAAUGCUUCAAAGUCCUCUUUACAAUGACUAUCCCAUUUCCUCGACUAAGCAAUCUACACAGUUUUGAUGGGUAGAUUAUGCUUGGUUGUAAUCCUCACUCCAUUGCAUUCUGUGGCUCUACAAGUUGUGAUUUAAAGUUUGUUUUUUUUUGCCUAUUUAUGAUAUUUUCAUCUUGAUCUAAGAGCUUUGGAAUUGGAUUAUAUAAUUCCUGGGACUUUUCUUUUUUUUUUAAACCCUUACUUUCCAUCUUGGAAUCAAUACUAUAUAUUGGUUCCAAGGCAGAAGAGUGGCAAGGGCUAGGCAAUGGGGGUUAAGUGACUUGCCCAGGGUCACACAGCUAGGAAGUGUCUGAGGCCAGAUUUGAACUGAGGACCUCUUAUCUCUAGUCGUGGAUGUCAAUCCACUGAGCCACCCAGGUGCCCUUGGGACUUUUCAUUUUGAUAUAAGUUUAUAAAAGCCAUGAGUGGAUCCUUCCCAUUUCUAUUUUGCCCAGUGGCACAAGAAUAUCAGAACCAAAUUGAGCUUCUAGGUAGAUUUCCCUUGUUCUGUUGCUAUCUCCUUGGCCAACCCGACUAACUCUUCUGAUCAGCAGAUCAUUCUUCCUCAUUGAAGAUAUUCAAGCAUACUGGAUAACCAUUUAUCAGGUAUGUUCUAUUAAGGAAAUAAAUUCUUUUGGAUAUAAGUUAUCUGAGACAGACAAUGAAAUUCCUUCCAAAGCUAAGAUUCUUUUUUCAUUCUGCCUUAGUAGAGAAUGUAUUCAGUUCUUUUAGUGAGAGCAGUUAGCCAGUACAGAGUCUUUCUAUUGUUCUAAAACAUAGAUUCUCUUGGUGCCCCUGAAAUAAUUCGAUCAGCACCUAUUUACCCAUGACUCUUACUCAGCAUUAUAUAGGUACCCCAGACCUGCCCCAAAACAAAGAAAGUACUCCAGAGUGAGGGGAAAGGGAGAGAAAUAGGAGGAAGGAAAUAACUAAAUAUUUAUAAAGUUGGGCAUGCUACUAAGCAUUUUAUAAAUGAUAACUUUACAUCUGAAAACAAACUUAUAAUAUAUCUUCUAUUAUUAUUUUCAUUUUAGAGUCAAGGACAUUGAAAGAGACAGAAAUUGAGUGAUUUACCUAAGGUGACACAGUUGCACUGGAUUUGAACUCAGAUUGUCUUGAUUCUAGGCUCUGUGCCCUAUGCAUUAUACCACAUCAAGGAGCCCCUUAAGUUAUGAAAUCUGUCAUAAUGUGGCAAUGGUGGUCCUGUGAUUUUGGUGCUGAGUCCCCUGAUGCCCUCCCUGGAAGGGAUCCUCACUUCUUUAUUGCUACCUCCUUCUUUAAGGCCAAAGUGGUAGUUAUAGAUAAAAAAGUCAUAGUCAAGGUUGGGGUUCCUUAUCUGCUUCCCUUCUAACACAGCUAGAAAUCCUAACAUUGAUCCAAGGGGUUAACACUCAGGCUUUCUCUUCAACUAUACUGAGGCAGCUAAAGUCCUUCAGUGUCUCACAUUUUAGCACAUCUCUAGGGGAGAAAGUAUUUCACAAACUUGGCUUCCUUGACACCAUACCUUCCUGUACCCAUCAUACCACAGGCUGAAAUCCAGUUCCGAGGUCCAGUUGGGCAGGAACCCCUGUUGCCCAACAGAACAUGGCAGAAAAGAUAUAAAAAGGAACUGGCUGAGAAUCAGUGAGGCAGAGGAAGGAUCAUGGAGCACCUCAGGAAGGUACUGCUGUUGGUCAGUGUGGUCACUCUCAUUCCUGCCCAAGUUUUGCCUCAGUCAUCCCCAAGGGAUGGGAACACCCUCUCUGCAGCCAUUCACUUCUACAACCAGGUACAUGGGACAAAGAAUGCAUUCAAGGUAUUGGAAACACACCCUCCUCCAUCUAAUCAGGGAGCCCUUGAGCAAAGGCUGAAGUUUCUAAGCGUUACCAUGAAGGAGACUAUGUGCCCAAGGAAUGAGGAGUUCCCCUUGCAGCAGUGUGACUUCAAAAGAGAUGGGCUGGUGAAGAAAUGUCAAGCCUCUGUAUCCAAUGAACAAGACAUUGUUGCCAUCAUCCUCACCUGUGACUUAGGGGCCCUAUUGUCUCCUCGCUCCAGAAGAAGCAUCUUCAAAACAAAGAGAAGUAGAGUUACCAAAUAUCACCCUCUUCUUUGUAUUGGUUGUGGUUUGAGGUGGCCAAAAUUUGGAUAAUCCUGACCUCUUUUAUCCCCAAAGCCAGACCAGAACAACCAAUAAAUACCUUCUAUCUGGCAUGAUUUACUUUAUUUUCCAUUUCACUCUUCCUACAAACAUACAUAUGAGCAAUGGGGACUGAGCCUUGGGUAAAACCCUUCUCAAAGUAUUUCCCCAGGUUGAAGGAUAUGGAGAGCCUGUUUCCUGGAGAACUUUGGUGAUGUCAGUGCCCUAGAGUACCCAUGGGGCAUGUGUGGAAUGCUGUCACAUCUUGUCAUUGCUGAGUCAGUUGGGUUGGGGGAACUUCUUUCUUUGCAUGCGGAUCUGGCAGGACAAUUCUGAGGGUUAGGGUUAUUCACAGUCAGAGAAAGAACUGUGGGAGUAGAAAUACAGAAGAAAAGCAACUGCUUGAUCACAUGGGUCGAUGGGGAAAUGAUUGGGGAUGUAGACACUCAAUGAUCAUUGUAAUGCAAACAUCAAUAAUAUGGAAAUAGGUCCUGAUCAAUGACACAUGCAAAACCCAGUGGAGCUGAGCUUCAGAUACAGGAGGUGGGUAGAGGGAGGGGAGGGAAAAACAUGAAUCUUGUAACCAUGUAAAAAUAUUAUUAAUUAAUUAAUUAAUUAAAUAAAAAUUUCCAAAUUAGAUGUGGAUCUUGAACUAGGAAAAAUGUUCAAAAGACUUUAGCAGGUGCUGUUUUGUUUGAGCCUUUCUGUCUCUCUUGGUUGAGCUGAUACCUCACUCCCAGUGGCAGAGCUCAUUCAGUCUGUGUAUUGUCUCUUAUAUUCUCCCCUCUGUGACUUUUCUGAUUUUUGCUUGCUAUCUUCUUGGAUAAAUGGACUUCAUGGAUAUUCAGUAUUCAUUAUGGUCUUUGUGUAACUUGAAAUUGAUGGGAAUGAAGUGAAGCCUUUGGAAAAAGGCUUGAGAGACCUCUUCUCCUUUAAUGGUUGUCAUGAACCUAAGGAAAAACUGAUUACUCUCAGCUCUCAUGAUUUGGAGAGCAAGAACUUAUAUUUUGCAAAGAUCACACCAACAGAGAUGUGAUCACAGCAGCAGAACCAAGUUUGAAUUUAGGUCCCCUGACUACUUCAAAUGCUCUCCUCUUUCCCCUGCACCCACUGGGUUCUGGCUCUAGCUCUGACUGUGUGACCUUGGACAAAUCACCUUUCUGAGCAUGAGAGUCUUUCUCUGUAAAAACAGAGAUAAUAAUGCCAAAACUACCCACUUCCUAAGGUUCUUUUGAGGAAAACACUUAAAAAUCCUUAUAGUUGUACAAACAAAACCAAUGUAACUAAAAUCAGAAGGGAAACAACAAAUUGGGGAAAAAAAUCUUCAUAGAAACCUCUGACAAGGGUUUAAUUACUCAAAUUUAUAAAGAGCUAAAUCAAUUGUAGAAAAAAUCAAGCCAUUCUCCAAUUGAUAAAUGGGCAAGGGACAUGGAUAGGCAGUUCUCAAAUAAAGAAAUCAAAACUAUUAAUAAGCACAUGAAGAAGUGUUCUAAAUCUCUUAUAAUCAGAGAGAUGCAGAUAAAAACAACUCUGAGGUAUCACCUCACACCAAGCAGACUGGCUAGCAUGAUAGCAAAGGAAAGUAAUGAAUGCUGGAGGGGAUGUGGAAAAGUAGGGACAUUAAUUCAUUACUGGUGGAGUUGUGAAUUGAUCCAACCAUUCUGGAGGGCAAUUUGGAACUAUGCCCAAAAGGCGACAAAAGAAUGUCUACCCUUUGAUCCAGCCAUAGCACUCCUGGGUCUGUACCCCAAAGAGACAAUGGACAAAAAGACUUGUACAAAAAUAUUCAUAGCUGCGCUCUUUGUGGUGGCCAAAAAUUGGAAAAUGAGGGGAUGCCCUUCAAUUGGGGAAUGGCUGAACAAAUUGUGGUAUAUGUUGGUGAUGGAAUACUAUUGUGCUAAAAGGAAUAAUAAAGUGGAGGAAUUCCAUGGAGACUGGAACAACCUCCAGGAAGUGAUGCAGAGCGAGAGGAGCAAAACCAGGAGAACAUUGUACACAGAGACUAAUACACUGUGGUAUAAUUGAAUGUAAUGGACUUCUCCAUUGGUGGUGGUGUAAUGGCCCGGAACAAUCUGCAGGGAUCUAGGAGAAAAAACACUAUGCAUAAGCAAAGGAUAAACUAUGGGAGUGGAAACACUGAGGAAAAGCAACUGCCUGACUACAGUGGUUGAGGGGAUAUGACAGAGGAGAGACUCUAAACGAAACUCUAAUGCAAAUAUUGACAACAUAGAAAUGGGUUCGAAUCAAGAACACAUGUGAUACCCAAUGGAAUCACGCGUCGGCUAUGGGGGGUGGGGGUGAGGAAAAGAAAAUGAUCUUUGUCUUUAAUGAAUAAU
Molecule: messenger RNA, 6001 nt
Organism: Monodelphis domestica (gray short-tailed opossum)
Lineage: Eukaryota; Metazoa; Chordata; Mammalia; Didelphimorphia; Didelphidae
Product: cathelicidin-4-like
Biological process (GO): defense response to Gram-positive bacterium; defense response to Gram-negative bacterium; innate immune response
Cellular component (GO): extracellular region
Molecular function (GO): lipopolysaccharide binding
Source: RefSeq, a predicted model, not a curated record